Messenger RNA from Colletotrichum gloeosporioides, 1821 nucleotides. RefSeq lists its product as uncharacterized. The record is from RefSeq and is a predicted model, not a curated record. Bases 1 to 1821 code for a protein of 606 amino acids. Lineage: Eukaryota; Fungi; Ascomycota; Sordariomycetes; Glomerellales; Glomerellaceae. The transcript has a single exon.
AUGAAAGACGCUGCGUCUAUUCUGGAGUUUCUAGCGUGGGGACGACACAAGGAUCCCGAAUAUCAUUCCACUGUCUCGCCCGAGGCUACUUUGGCUGUCGGAACGGCUUCCGGCGAUGUCUGGGAUAAAGGAUCUCACGCCUUAGAGUCUGCGACCGAUCCUUUUGGAGAUUGCUCUCAGCUUUCUGUCAUUCAGCUACUGCUCCCAAGUCCGCAACAGGUCUGGCAGCUUGUUCAAUACCACGAGGAGUGUCUACUUUGGUAUCAUGGCUCAUUCUUCGCACCGAGUUUCCGCGACCAACUGGAAGCCUUCUAUGCUGAUUAUGGCGGCAUGAUUGACAGACCCGGCGUCAAUCUGCAAUGGGUUGCUCUUCUCUUUUCCAUCAUGACAGGAAGUCUGGUCUGCUGCCCAUCGGCUACCCUGCAAUCCUGGGGCUUCCGCGAUCCGGAACGGAGAACUCUGUCUAAGCGUUGGUUUGGCGUGGUCUUGACGUGCUUGAACCGAGCUGACUAUACCGCCAAUCUGAGCAUCCUAUCCUGCCAAGCUAUUGCAACAAGCACCAUCUCCGCCCAUCUUCUGGGAUUCAGCAGUUCUCAAAGCAUCCAGCUUGCAGCAGCUGUUCGCAUAGCCCAGUCACUUGGUCUUCACCGUCUAGGCAGUGAGACAACUCGCAAUACGAUCGAUAGGGAGAUUGGUAGACGGGUCUGGUGUCAGCUGUGUAGCCAGGACUGGUUUGGAAUACCGUUCUCCGAAAGCUAUUUGAUCAAUCCACUGUACUCGACUUCCGAGCCACCAUUGAACUGCCAUGAUCAAGAUUUGCUGCCAUUACCAGUGGACACCCCGACCAUUACGAGCUAUUGCCGAUUUCUUUGCGAGGUCGCCUCUAUUAUUCCCCAACUUCAAGAUGAUUUGAUGGUUCGAAACACUCCUUAUACUCGAUAUGAGCAGGUUUUGGCUUGGGAUGCUCGCCUUCGUACUCUUGUGACGACGGAGAGACCGAUGUUCCUUUCGCAUGUUCCCAUCGACCCGCAAUGGCCCUGUUGGAUUCCUUGGGCUCGUCGUGCUCUGGCAAUCAGCUCCGGUCAUAAGAUCAUAAUGAUCCACCGAUCAUUCCUUUCUGACAGUUUUACCAACCCCGCUUUCGCAUUCACCCGCCGGACGUGUCUUGCAGCUUCAAAGACCAUCAUCAAAGAGUACAAGUGUGUUGCAGAGGAGGAUGGACCAACGCUCUGGAUACACCAAGCAUUCUCAGUUGCCGCGUCGGUCAUACUUCUGCUGGACGUUCUUCACCGAGACCCCAACGACAGGGAAUCAGCCCAGCACAAGCAGCUUGCUGAGAGCGUCGUUGAGAUACUACAUUAUCACCAAAAUAGCAUGAUUGCCGUAAGGGGUAUCAAGCUGCUGGGUGCGUUGUUAGCGGAGGUUUCCAAAGUUGGUUCAACGAGUGGGGCCCCAAAUCAAGGGCGAAAGCGUAGGAGACAUGAUGACACUUUCGUCUCAUCCAAUGCAGACAGCCCCCGAAACAUCAGAUCGGGAUAUAAGUUCGACCUUACAGGAUUCGUGAAGACAUUCUCUGUAGGCACGGCCAGCGGUCAGUCGGCUGGUUCAUCUCGUUCUGCCGGUCAACAGCAAUCACCAGCGGGCGUACAGGUUGAGAAUCCUCAAGAGAGCGAUAAUGUGGGCGAACCUGGCCGGGAAGACGCUGGCCACAUCAUCGAACCCCCUAUAGGUUACUCAUUUAAUACGGCGGGACUAGACGGCGCCAACAGUUUCGAGAACCUCUUAUACCUUGUGAACCACGACUGCUUUUCUAUGCCUUGA